Triticum urartu is the source of this 3179-nucleotide messenger RNA. The record is from RefSeq and is a predicted model, not a curated record. Lineage: Eukaryota; Viridiplantae; Streptophyta; Magnoliopsida; Poales; Poaceae.
UGUUGUUUCGGCAGACAAGUACUAAUGGAAGUUGGAUCGAAUGCCCUAGUGGAGUUCUGGAGUGGACGGGGAGUCCAUGUCACGGUGUCGGUGAGCUUCGCACUGCAGGUCACGCUUCUCCUCUUGGCAGAUAUUCGUCGACGCACAGACUGGUCCGUGCUAAAGGUCAUCAUUUGGUCAGCAUACAUGCUGGCCGACACCGCCGCCAUAUACGCCCUGGGUCACCUGUCCGUUGUUGUCACUGUGUCCGAGCACCGUCUUAUGGUGCUCUGGGCGCCACUGUUACUGGUGCACCUUGGCGGCCAAGAUAACAUCACCGCCUAUGCCAUAGAGGACAACCAGCUGUGGCUCCGUCACCUGCAGGCUUUCGGAGUGCAGGUCUUUGCAGCUGGCUACGUGUUGUAUGCCUCUUCCGUUCUCUUGCAACCAUCCUUGCUCCGCUCGGCCGCCAUCCUCAUUUAUGUGGUCGGGCUUCUCAAGUAUGGGGAAAGAUUGUGGGCGCUCAUUGCUGCCAAUAAUAGUUGUGCCAGUAGCAGCCUAUCCAUCACCAGCUACAUGGAUUUUGGUGCUCAGCAGGCAGUUGGUUUUCCUGCAGAUCACAAUCAAGCUGGGUUUAUCGAAGAUGAAUGCGACGAGCUAGUCCUAGCUUACUCACUGUUGGACAUUCCCAAGAAAAUGUUCGAGGGGCCGACAGCUUAUGUGAAGAUUCAGAAUGAGACAAGUUACGACAGAGACUUCAUGCUGAAAGUGGUCGAGUUGCAGCUCACGAUGAUGUACGACCUCUUGUACACCAAGGCUGCGGUGAUGCACACCCGGUAUGGCUUUGUCGUCCGUCUCAUCUCGCUGCCUUUCACUGUGGCUGCACUCCAGUUGUUUAAUGCAAUGAGGGCCGAAGAUGAUUACAGAAGAGCAGAUGUCAUUGUGACCAAAGUUUUACUCACCGGUGCAGUUUUCCUGGAGGCCAUUUCAGUGUUGAGGGUCAUUUUCUCCAUCUGGACAGCCGCACUGCUGUAUGAAAGAAAGUGGUAUUCUCUUGGCAAAGUGGCUCACGUAACUGAAGGGGUCAUCACUAUUUUACUCUCGACGAUUGUAAGAAGUAAUGAAGCCUACUGGUCAGCCCACAUGCGCCAACAUAGCUUGUUUAAGGUGUCCCAUCACACUAACCACAGAAGAGGCAGUAGAAUCGCAAAAAAAAUGGGACUGGAGGACCUGUGGGAUUCAACGUUCUACUCAUGGUCCACUAGUGUCCCCGAAGAUAUCAUUCGCAAGGUGUUGGUCCUAGUGUCGACAACUGAAGCCAGACAGGUGGUUCCAACUGAAGCCAGACAGGUUGUUCCAACUGAAGCCAGGAAUUCAACGUACUACACAUGGACCACUCUUGAUAGGGGAACCAGAGCUAGGCAGGGUGUUCUGUCUGAUGGUGCUGGAACUGAAGCCCGGCAGGGUGUUCGGUCUAAUGGUGCUGGGACUGAAGCCCGGCGUGGUGUUCUGUCUGAUGGUGCUGGAACUGAAGCCCGGCAGGGUGUUCGGUCUAAUGGUGCUGGGACUGAAGCCCGGCGUGGUGUUUGGUCUAAUGGUGCUGGAACUGAAGCCCGGCAGGGUGUUCGGUCUAAUGGUACUGGAACCGAAGCCCGGCAGGGUGUUGGUACUGGAGCCGAAGCCAGGCUGGGUGUUCCACCUGAUCGUACUGGAACUGAAGCCGGGCAGGGUGGUCAAUCUAAUGGUACUGGAACCGAAGCUAUGCAGAUUGGCAUGGCGAAAUCACGGGGCCAGGAUGCCGUAAAGAGACACAACCUCUCCUUAGGGAAGGACCUGGCACUGGCAUGGAGCGUGGAACUGGAGCUGGAUGAGAGCAUCCUCGUGUGGCACAUCGCCACUCAUGUCUACCUCCAGGAGCUCUCGACGAAUGUUAUUGGCCAACAGAGAUAUAUUUUGGAACGUAACCACAUGCUGAAACGUGUUGAGGCAAUAGAGGCUCUCUGCAAUUACAUGUUUUACCUGCUGGUCGCCCGCCCCUACAUGCUGCCUUACCCUGUUACUCGUCAGAAGUAUGUCCAGCUGUGUCAUGAUUCCAACACUCAUCUGAAGACACGCGACGAUGCCAAGGACCUGCUCAGUGCCAUAUUGGAACAGGAGAAACCUUUGCUCGGAGGAUCUCCAAUUAAACCAAAUAGUGACGGAGACAUUAUUGGUGUGUCUCAGAGCAGUAAAACUGCUGAGACAGCGGUCAAUAAUACAGGGGUCAGACGAACUCCUAUGCCGGCGUUCAAGAAUACAGGGGUCAGACGAACUCCUAUGCCGGCGUUCAAGAAUAUAGGGGUCGGAGGAACUGCUCAGCCGGCAGUCAAUAAUACAAGGAUCGGAGGAAAUGCUCAGCCGCCGGUCAAUAAUACAGGGGUCGGAGGAACUGGUGUCUCUCAAAGCCAAGAAACAAGUGACGAAGUCAUUGGUGUGUCUAGACCGCCGGUCAAUAAUACAUGGUUCGGUGUUUUUAAAAAAAAGGUAACAACAAAUUGUUCAUGGUUCGGAGGAACUGUUCAGCCUCCGGUCAAUAAUACAACGGGCGGAGAAACUGCUCAGCCUUCUAUCAACAGCACACUUGACAAGGGAUGUAAGCUUGCAGCACAGCUGGUCAACACAACGCAAAGAGAUGAUGUGGAUGCUGUUCGCUUCCUCGAGAUGGUCUUUGAAGUGUGGGUGGAGAUGCUAUGCUACACGGCCUACAACUGCGACGAGAAAUCUCAUGCCAAAAACCUGACAAACGGUGGUGAGCUCAUGACCAUCGUUGCUCUUAUGAUGGUAUACAAGUCAAAUGGUUUUAUCAAGACAGAGAAUAGUGGUGCCACAGCUGGCACUAGUUCUUCGUCAUAAUUCGACCAAGUAGUACAUGUGCUGCUGCCAAAUUGGAUUGGGGUGCACGCAUCUAUCUUUUGAAACAAGUCUACAUCUCCAACGGUAUUUACUAUGCAUGCAGUCGUCUCGAAUAAUCGCUUGCUUCUUGCUGUUUUUAAUUCAAUCAAGUUCUCGUUGAUGAUGAUUUGCACUGGACAGAUCGUCCUAUGUAUGUACGGGGUUGUACCAGGUUUCAUUUCCACUGAAUUUUCUAUUUUCUGCAGCUGCUCCACGAACAAAGUUGUAAAACAAAUAUCUAUUUGUACUCUAUUUCAUAUAAGACCUAU